Phycodurus eques (leafy seadragon) is the source of this 2439-nucleotide messenger RNA. It is a transcript of the gene hbae4, whose product is annotated as hemoglobin alpha embryonic-4. Bases 318 to 743 code for a protein of 141 amino acids. The transcript is spliced from 4 exons. The record is from RefSeq and is a predicted model, not a curated record. Gene Ontology annotation, cellular component: hemoglobin complex; haptoglobin-hemoglobin complex; blood microparticle. Gene Ontology annotation, molecular function: organic acid binding; heme binding; haptoglobin binding. NCBI's taxonomy places the organism in Eukaryota, Metazoa, Chordata, Actinopteri, Syngnathiformes, Syngnathidae. Gene Ontology annotation, biological process: hydrogen peroxide catabolic process; oxygen transport.
UGUGUUGUAGCUUGGGCUAUUUCUUUUCCUACAAAAACCUGGAAUUUGAACAGGUGUGUGUAGACUUUUUAAAUCCACUGUAAGUGACCUGUGAUUGGCUGGCAGCUAGUCCAGGGUGUCCCCCUUCCUCUCAGCUAGCGUAGGCUCCUGUUAUUAUACAAAUAUACUCAACAUCAAUCCACUUUGUGGUAGAAAACAUACAAUUGUUUACAGUUUCUUGGAAAGGAGCAUACGAGAAUAACCUUAGGCAAUGAACCACAUGCUGCUUCACCAGGGCUACAGAAAUGAUCUGAUCACUUCUAGUACCGCAGCUCGCAAUGCUGUCCAAGAAGGAGAAAGAACUACUUGAAGGCGCAUGGAGCCGACUGACUCCUGUGGCUGAAUGCAUUGGAGCUGAUGCGCUUCUUAGAAUGUUUACAACCUUCCCUGGCAGCAAGACAUACUUUUCCCACCUUGACAUCAGUCCAGGAUCCAAUCAUCUCUUCACCCACGGGAAGAAGAUCGUUCUAGCCAUAGCCGACGGGGCCCAAAACAUCAGCCAGCUGACGGUAACUCUGGCCCCUCUGCAGACUUUGCAUGCCUACCUGCUGCGGAUAGACCCGUCGAACUUCAAGCAUUUCUCACAAUGUAUGCUCGUCUCAUUGGCCGUUCACAUGGGUGAAGACUUUACCGAGGUUUUACACGCCGCUAUGGACAAGUACCUGUCAGCUUUUGCAGCAGUACUCGCUGAGAAAUACAGAUGAGACUCCACCAACGUAGAGUAUGCAAACUAUUUAAUGUACAGUAUGUAUGUGCAGUUUUUCCAUGUUUUGUUAUAAUACAAUAUGUGAAAAUAACCUGAUGAAGAACAACAUGCAUUACGACAUGUCAUAAAUAUCCACAUUCAUUCAUUUGAGAAACGGGUUCAGGUGCUUCAGUGCAGCUGAUUGGAUUAGCAAUGGAAUUCAAACAGGCUUGUCAGUGAACUCUUUCAUUUCCAUGUGUCAACGACAGUGCUUAUAAACAGAGCUAAUUGUCCUUGCUACUGUUUCCUGGGAGGAAAAGGGCGGUGUCUAUUUGGGAGAAGCAUUUAUUUGUUCAAGUGAACAACCUUUGUACCUGAUGACUAAUUGAGACAUGCCGUCUAUUAGAGUAAGAGCCACUAUUUGUCCACUAUGUGCCUUGAAGGUCAAUGGAAAAAAAUAGAAUGUGCCAUGCUCACUCAGUGUUGGGAAGUAACAUACAAAUAGGCUAGGUUGUUACUGUACAAGCAGUUUUUUUUCUUUAUCUCUACUUUACUUGAGUUUUUUUUUUUCUGACAGUUUGUCAAAAUAGGCUUGUGUCCUUUUUAACCCACACGGAUGAUGACAAUAUAAUGACAAUGACAAUAUAAAAAAGACGUAAAGAGAGAGUGUUAAAGUCAUCCGCGGUUCAGAUCUUGAUUGAUUCAUCGAGAUUUUGGGAUCUUAUAAGGUGGACAAAACCUCGAACAGAAGCAACAUGGAGGAACGAGAACUAGGGAUUAAAAUGACAAUGCAACAGAUUAAGAGAAGCAAGAUAUUUAAAAAAGGCCUUAUUUUAAAAAAUGCUUGCACAUUCUGAUCUUAUUACACAGGUUAGAACAACGGGUGGGAAUCUCCGAUACUGCUCUAAAUUGGUUCUCAUUCUAUCUCAAGGACAAGACGUACUUUGUUGAAAUGGGUAACUGUGUUUCAGACCAAAUGGCUAUUACCUGUGGGGUUGCCCAGGGGUCAAUCUUGGGACCUCUAUUGUUCAAUCUGUGCAUGCUUCCAUUAGGCCUGCUAAUAUGUAGCUAUAACGUGCCCUACCACAAAUACCUGUAUGCAGAUGACACUUAGAUCUACGUGUCACUGAUGGCCUGCUCACUGGGCUUUAACGACCUAUCAGACAGCUGCAAUACAUCCAGAAUGCUGCUGCUCGAGUCCUGACUAGAACCAGGAAAUGCGACCAUAUUAGCCCAUUGCUCAGUUCUUUGCACUGGCUUCCUGUUGCUCAGAGACUUCAAAACAGCUCUGCUUGUGUGCAAGUCUCUUUAUCAUACAGUAUAGCACUAAAGUACAGUACAUCGCUGAUAUGUUAGAGCGAUAUGAACCUUCUCUGAGAACAUCAGGGAGUGACCUCCUUCUGGUUCCCAGAGUCAUGACUAAACACGGUGAGGCUGCGUUUCAGUUUUAUGCUGCUAAAAUCUGGAACAGUCUUCCAGAAGAUAUGAGACAGGCCUCAACUCUGACAAUGUUCAAAUCCAGGCUGAAAACAGUUUCAUUUAGCUGUGCAAAGACAAAUGGAAAUAUUUUAUCUGCACUUCUCCCUUUUAAUUUAUUUAGUGAAUGAUUAUUUUUCUUGGAUGAAAUUAUUGAAUUUGCCUUCUUGAAAUUUUAUGUGGCUGUAAAGCACUUUGAAUUUUCUUGUGUAUGAAUCGUACCCUUCAAAUAAACUUGA